CAUUUUGCUCACAACUACUAAAAGAAAAAGAGUUGAGAAACCAGUUCUUGUUGAACAAUAUUAAAGCUAUGGUCUCACUUCUCAAAGCACUCACCAUGAGUCCAAAAAGAGAAGCUCCUUCAGAUUUUGAAGCUUCACAAAAGAAGAGAAAGUGGGAAGACUCACUUACUGAAGAAUUCUUUAAGGAUCAAAAACAUGAAGUGAAAACAAAAUCAAUCUUUGAUAUUGAACUUCACCUCAAAACACCAUUACCUUCAGAUAAAUGGCAACAAUACCUCACUCUUCAGUCAGGGCAGAUACACUUGUGUAACACAAAGAUGAAUAUGAAAACACAAGAAUCAAACAGAGACCUUUUACCUGAAAAAUCAUCUCUUGGUCAAAUAAGCUUAGACCUUGAGCUUAACUUGACUUGUGAAUCAUUGAGAAAAAAAGAAGAAAGUUAUGACAAUUUUGAGAAGAAGAAGAUUUCUGGUUCCCCUAAUCUAGUGAAUGAAUCAAGCAGCAAGAAUAAUAAUAAUAAAAAAAAGGAUUCAAGUGUUUUAACUCCAUCAUGGUUAUCAUCAGAUGGAGAUUACAAAGAAAUGAUUGCAACAGUUUGUAUGAGGUGUCACAUGUUGGUAAUGCUUUGCAAGUCAUCACCUUCUUGUCCUAAUUGCAAAUUCAUGCACCCACCACCAGAUCAGAACCCUUCAAAAUUUUUGAAGAGAAGAAGGUUUAGCCUCUUGUCAUAAUUCAAGAACACAAGCACUUCUUGGUCCAAUAAGCCUAUGUUAUCUUUUAAUUAAUCCUUCUUGGAUUAUUGUAGUUUAUUUUAUAUUUUAGAUAUUAUAUAUUCAAAACAAAAGGGUAGUGUUUAAUCUACCUCUUCCUCUAAGUAGUUGUAAUUUGACUUUUAGAAUGUGUGUCAAUGAGUAACUUAUUAGAAACUAACCUUGUGUAUCAUAGUCAUUAUAUUUAUGUAUAUAUAAGAGUGCUGCUCUUGAUCAUCCUAAAUUCAUGUAUGUUCCUAACUUAGUAGUAUGUUCCUUAAAGUUGUAACAAAAUCUUAUGUGUUUCAAUUUUCUUUUCCAGUAAUGAGAACAGAGUUUGAACA
This is a messenger RNA of Cicer arietinum (chickpea), 1093 nucleotides long. RefSeq lists its product as uncharacterized. The record is from RefSeq and is a predicted model, not a curated record. NCBI's taxonomy places the organism in Eukaryota, Viridiplantae, Streptophyta, Magnoliopsida, Fabales, Fabaceae.